Molecule: messenger RNA, 1686 nt
Organism: Peniophora sp. CBMAI 1063
Lineage: Eukaryota; Fungi; Basidiomycota; Agaricomycetes; Russulales; Peniophoraceae
Source: the annotation of a GenBank genome assembly
AUGCCCGUGCUCACUCAGCUUCAGAGUCUAUACGACCGUUCUCUCGGUCUCGCGGGGCCCCAUCUUGGGCUGAAGAUCACUGGCGCUUUGAUUGGUAGCCUCUUGCUCUACAUCGCCUACUCUGUGUAUCGGCAUCGGAAAUGGCCCGCGUACACCAUUCCUGGUCCACCAUUCAAGGGCCUCCUUUACGGUAGCGCCCCGUCACCCAUGUACGACUUUGCCGCCUUGUACCUGCACGAAGGGUGGUUCCGGAAGUAUGGCCCGACAGUCCGAGCUUGGCUUUCACUCCUGCGACCUGCGAUUAUGACUGUCGACCCUGUGGCGCUGAAGCACAUGUUGACGAGUACGGCGUAUGAGAAGGGGGAACAGCAGAAGCAGUUCCUGGGCGACGUCCUAGGAGAAGGUCUUCUCUUCGUCGAAGGUGCCGAACACAAGAAACAGCGCAGAGUGAUGAGUCCUGCCUUUGGUCCUCUGCAAGUGAAGAGGUUCACGGAGACGUUCGUGCGCAAGUCACUCGAGAUGCGGGAUGUGUGGCUAGACAUCUGUGCUCGUAAUACGACGCGCGAGGACGGAUAUGCAAAGAUCGACGCGUUCGCAUGGCUGAACAAGGUCACGCUGGACAUCAUCGGGUUAGCAGGCUUCGACUAUGAUAUCGAUUCCUUGCAUGCCCCAGAUGACCAUCCGAACGAGCUUAACGAAGCCGUCCGGACGAUCUUCUCGUUCGAUUUCGGCCUUGGCGCGCUGAUGCAGUUCUUGAUCCCUGGUCUUCGUCGCAUCCCUACGAAACGUGCGCGCGAGCAAGCCAAGGCUCAAGCUCUCAUCACGUCCAUCGGCAUGCGCCUUAUCCAGUCUAAGAAACAGGCUAUCAUACGCGAGACCUUCCUUUCGCCCAACGAUGUCGAGAAGAAGGAUAUACAGGGUUCCGAUUUGCUUAGUCUACUGCUCAAGGCGAAUAUGGCGAGCGAUCUCCCCGAAAGCUCCAGGAUGAGCGACAAGGACAUCGUUUCACAAGUACCGACGUUCUUGAUUGCCGGGCACGAGACUACUAGUACGGCAGUAACGUGGGGACUCUACGCCAUGGCCUGCGACAUUCGGGUCCAGCAGAAGCUCCGCUCUGAGCUCUUGACCGUCAAUACGGAAACACCGACAGAAGCUGAGCUCAACAGCCUCCCGUACCUCGACGCCAUUGUACGCGAGAUCCUGCGGGUGUACGCACCUGUGUACAUGACGGAGAGGAAUGCGAUCAGGGACGAUGUUGUACCACUCAAGACGCCGAUCCUGGGGACUGAUGGUGUAAUGAGGAGCGAGAUACUUGUAAGCAAGGGUGAUAUGAUCCGAUUCCCAAUUCAGGUCAUCAAUCGCAUGGAAGAGUACUGGGGCGAAGAUGCCCAUCAGUUUCGACCGGAGCGGUGGUCCAAACUUCCGGAUACUGUGAAAGAGCUUCCGGGCGUAUUCUCCAAUAUGCUCACUUUCUUCGCGGGGACGCAUGCCUGCAUCGGCUAUCGCUUCUCAAUCGCCGAGAUGAAAGCGAUUAUCUUCACGAUUGUUCGCUCCUUCGAGUUUGAGCUGCCAAUAGCGCCAAUGGAUGUCAUGAGGAAGACGAUGAUCGUGGGAAGACCGUCGUUGACAACAGACCCUACAGCUGGGAACCAGCUCCCCCUUCUUAUUCGCCCUAUCAAUACGUGA